GAUGACCGAAGCAAAACGUCGAGACGGUCCAGACUUCUCUGCGCUGCCCGAAGGGUGCAUCGCCAGCGUCGUCUCCUUCACGAGCCCCCCCGACGCGUGCAGGCUCGCGUCCGUCUCGCCGAUUUUCAAGUCAGCGUGCGAUUCCGACGCCGUCUGGGCGUCGUUCUUGCCUCCGGACUGGCGCCCGAUGGUCUCCCGGAGCACUUCGUCGCUGAAGGAGCUCUACUUCAGCCUCUGCGACGACCCGGUUCUCGUCGGCGAUGGCAAAAUGAGCUUUUCGCUGGACAGGCAUAGUGGGAAGAAAUGUAUCAUGUUAUCUGCGAGGGCCCUGUCUAUAACAGGGGGUGAUACUCCAAGUAACUGGUCCUGGAAUCACAUGCCCAACUCCAGGUUUGCAGAAGUUGCUGAACUCAUGGAAGCAAAUCGGCUUGAAAUCAGAGGCACGAUUAGUCCUCGCAUGCUGUCGCCCAGAACCCUUUAUGCAGCGUAUUUGGUAUUCAAACUCACCCUCACCCACAAUAAUGGAUUUGAACUGCGGCUUUUUGAGGUUGGAGCUGGAUUUGCUGGUGAUGAAGUGGGCAAGCGUGAGCGCUAUGUUCAGUUAUCCAGAACGAAGAGAUCGAGUGGACCGCCCCGGCGCCGCCACUGUGGCGUAAUUCCACUAGCGCCCGAUGAGGGGGAUGGGAGCUAUCCUAAAGAGAGACGAGAUGGGUGGUCAGAGAUAGAGUUAGGUGAAUUCUUGACGGAGGAUGGACAAGAUGGGGAGGUUGCAAUAAAUGUCCUGGAUACGAGGAGCGAUUGGCGGAUGGUUGGGCUGGUUGUGGAAGGGAUCGAAAUUAGGCCCAAGGAUGGGAAAUAAAAGCACCUUUAUGCACGGCAUGUGUAUGCUUGUAUGUGCCGUCCCUUGAUUAAUAGCUUAUUCUCUCUGUUUUGCCGUUGCUCUUUCAAUGAUCUUCUAUCAAUUUUUGUUAGCUUUCUACCAAAUCAGAAAGGGUGAGCUUGUGAUCUAUAUUGACUUUAAUGUAAGUGGGGAAAGCAUAUGUGAUGGAACGAAUAGUGUUUUGAUCUGGUUUGCCAAGU
Messenger RNA from Syzygium oleosum, 1080 nucleotides. RefSeq names its product F-box protein At2g02240-like. The record is from RefSeq and is a predicted model, not a curated record. Gene Ontology annotation, molecular function: protein binding. The coding region runs from base 2 to 859 and encodes 285 amino acids. Lineage: Eukaryota; Viridiplantae; Streptophyta; Magnoliopsida; Myrtales; Myrtaceae. The transcript is spliced from 3 exons.